Messenger RNA from Salvelinus namaycush (lake trout), 3206 nucleotides. Its product is annotated as 60 kDa lysophospholipase-like. Gene Ontology annotation, biological process: amino acid metabolic process. The transcript has 18 exons. Bases 33 to 2051 code for a protein of 672 amino acids. Gene Ontology annotation, molecular function: protein binding; asparaginase activity. The record is from RefSeq and is a predicted model, not a curated record. Lineage: Eukaryota; Metazoa; Chordata; Actinopteri; Salmoniformes; Salmonidae.
GACUUGCACACUUCCCCCGCUGUCUAGGAAUCAUGGCGGAAUGUAAAAAAUCUACCUCAUGUCCGUCUCCAGCUUCAGAAAUGACCUCUCUCGCUAGAGCUUUGUCCCAUUCAAGGUUGAGUCAACCUGAUCAGUCUGAUGUGUUCAAAUCGCAGACUUCUGUUUACCGGAGCAAUGUUGCACAGCCAGGCCGACGGAGUAGGUUAUCGAGCAGCAACAGUGUUGAGUCUCUGGAUGUGAGCCUCUGUGCUGAAGCGCGAGUCUUGGUCAUCAACACCGGAGGAACUAUCGGGAUGAUGUAUCAUAAUAACGUGCUAUCCCCAGAGCCUAAUGCGUUAGUGAAGGCCCUGCGAAAGCUUCCCAUCCUCCAUGAUGAGCAGUAUGCCCUGCAGACCCGUAUGUACGACUACUACAGCACCAGUGGCCCACCGGAGAACACCCUUGUCCUGCCGAUGCCGACACACCUCGCUGAUGAACUAUCAAAAAGGCUGUGUAAACAAAAUAAGAGGAUAGUGUACACUGUUUUAGAGUACAGCCCCUUGCUGGACUCUUGCAAUAUGACCACAGAUGACUGGGCUACAAUUGGGAAGGACAUUGAGAAACACUAUGAGAAGUAUGACGGUUUUGUCAUUCUCCACGGCACGGACACCAUGGCCUACACAGCAUCUGCUCUGUCCUUCAUGUGUGAGCAUCUGGGGAAGCCUGUCAUCCUCACCGGCUCCCAGGUGCCGAUCUAUGAGAUGAGGAACGAUGGAAGAGACAACCUGUUGGGGGCGCUGCUGAUCGCUGGUCAGUUUGUCAUUCCUGAGGUUUGUCUGUAUUUCCACAACAAGCUGUACCGGGGCAACCGUGUGACCAAGGUGGAUUCUGGGAGUUUCAAUGCCUUCAAUUCUCCUAACCUGGCUCCUCUGGCCAAUGCUGAAGUGGAUAUUAAAAUUAACUGGGACACGGUGUGGAGAGCAAACACAACCUCGCGGUUCAGAGUGAGCACUCAGAUGAACCGUAACGUGGGUCUGCUGAGACUCUUCCCAGGCAUCACUGCUGUGACUGUGAAGUCCUUCUUACAGGUGCCCAUGGAGGGCAUUGUCCUGGAGACGUAUGGUAGUGGAAACGCCCCUGACAACCGUGCUGACCUGCUUGAGGAGUUCCGGAAUGCCACAGAGAGGGGCGUGAUCAUGGUCAACUGCACCCAGUGUCUGAGGGGUUCUGUCACCACAUCGUACGCCACCGGAAAGGCCUUGAGUGAUGCAGGACUGGUGGCAGGCUGUGACAUGACUCCUGAGGCUGCCCUGUGCAAGCUGUCCUACGUGCUGGCCAGGACGGACCUCAGCAUAGAGGCCAAAAAAAAGAUGCUGAGUCAGAACCUACGGGGAGAGAUGAUCGCUGACCUGCAGGGGGCCAAGCUCACUCUGAGCGACAGUCGCUUCAUCCAGGUCAUCGCCAAGUCCCUGAGCAUCAGCUGUAAGGAGGAGCUAGAAGCUGUCCGGGAUGCUCUGACCCCCACCUUAGCUUGUGCCGCUUCUAUGUUGGGAGACGUGGAGGCCUUGGAUGCCAUAAAGGAGAUGGGCAGUAACCUAAGUCUGGGGGAUUAUGAUGGACGUACACCUCUGCACAUCGCUUCCUGUGAGGGCCACCUCAAAGUGGUGCAAUAUCUACUGAGCCAGGGCGCCACUGUCUACGCCAAAGAUCGCUAUGGGGACACACCCCUGCGCAAUGCUGUGCGCUUCAGACACAAAGAGGUGGUGAAGCUGCUGAGAAAGACUGGAGCUCAUUUCUCCAGGGAUGAGUUGGAGGAUGCCGGCUCAGAGCUGUGCAGUCUAGCAGCCAGUGCUGACAUUGAGGGCCUGGAGAUGUGGCACCUGGCCGGGGGAGACCUGGACACACCAGGCUACGACGGGCAGACGCCGAUGGAGGUGGCUAAGGCUGUGGGGAAUGAAGUUGUGAUUGACUUCUUACACCAGGUCAGCCAGUACCACGCCCAGCCUCUGUUUAAAGAUGAUGCUGAGAAUGGAGAAUACAUUGAGUUCUCAGCCUGUCCAAAAGAAUCCUGAAGACCAAGAUCCUCACCUCUUACCUCUCCAUUUUACUCUCUUACGCUGGACAUUUGCACAAGCUUGCAGAUUAACAGUUUUUAUUUAGAUUCAUCCAUACCAUUUACAAUUGAUAUAUUUGCGAUAAUCUCAUAUACAGUUGGUAAACUGUAGUUGUAAAAGCACUAGUAGCACAACAUUGGAUAUCAAGUAAUAUGGAUGCACUGUGCCUAGAACAAGCAGCACUAUAUCUGUUUGUUUUGUAUGUACCACAGUAUAUGAUGCAUGUGGAGCAAUUCACUCUAAUAUGAAUUAUCAGAGAUCAUUGGAAGCACAGGGUAGAAUGUUGUUCUUUAUACUAGGCAUUUGAUUGGUAGAAUGCUGUACCUUUAUGAAACACUUAGAGACAUUUAUUCUAAACGGAAAUCAUUGUGUGAAUAACUGUUUGCCUAUAUGUUUAUAGUCUCACUUAGACUGCAUGAAUGAUACAUUUCUUCCACCUCCUGAAAGUACAGGUAUCUGAGGUGUUUCCUGUUUAUAAAACAGGACAAUUAUCCCUCUGUUCUGCUUCCACACAGCUCCUAGCAUCCAAACCCAGGGUCCUCUAUAGUUGAUAAAAGCAUCUGCUAAAUUAAAUUUUUAUCUAAAGCAACUUGCAGAGACAAACGGUUACUCCAAUCAAAGUGAAAUUCCAACCCACAUUGUCUUCUAUAGUUGGGGUUGUGUACUACAUCUUCUGCCUUUGUCUCAUCCUGCUUACUUGUUUCCUUACUCUAACAGCCCGGGCAGAGAGACCAAUGUCAUAUAGCUGGACAUCACUUCAGCUGUUAUCCAAUAACUGUUACUCAGUGCUACGCUCCUCUACUCUCUAUGUUCAUGGUCAAUUAACUAUUUGAUUCAAUUAAAUGUCAACAUUCAUUAGUAUGUGUCAAUCCAUGUCAUGGUUUUUGUCAUGCAUAUUUGUACUAUUGUGUAACUAGUAGAAAAUGUAUCAUAACUUAAUACUCGACUGUGAUUAAAUGUAUACAUCUAUGCUGUAUCUGAAGCACACAGGUUUGUGGACAAUAGGAUGUUCUCUGUUCGUUUCUACCGUUCAAAAGUUUGGAGUCACUUAGAAAUGUCCUUGUGCUUUUCUUUCAAAAACAUAUUUUGUCUAUUAAAAUCAUUGAUCAGGAA